Eublepharis macularius is the source of this 1343-nucleotide messenger RNA. RefSeq lists its product as uncharacterized. The record is from RefSeq and is a predicted model, not a curated record. The coding region runs from base 183 to 890 and encodes 235 amino acids. NCBI's taxonomy places the organism in Eukaryota, Metazoa, Chordata, Lepidosauria, Squamata, Eublepharidae. The transcript is spliced from 6 exons.
CCGCCUUGGCCUCCUCCAGGCAGGCCGCCCUCCUCAGGGCCCUUCACGCCGACCCGGAAGGCGGGAAGGCGGCGACUGCAGGGCAGGCCUCGUCUGGCACCGUCGCCUCAGCGAGCCGCUUAGGGACUCCUCCCCUCCCCCCACAUCUGUUCGGCUGGUUCCCCCCCAGGUAUUCGUCAGUCAUGUCACUGAAAGGAGGACUCUUUGCUUGUGAUGAGCCUAUGUACUGGAGGCUGGCAUUGAACGCUUACUGGGAAGUGCUAGAGGCCAAAGGAAAGAAGAAGAAGGACCUUGUUGUCUUGGAUAAAUGGUAUCAAGAAGAACUGCCGGCUGCCAUUGCAGAACGAAAGACAAGAUAUUUGACCCGAGAGGACCUGGUCAAGCUGAUGGACUGGAAGCUGUCUAGAGGCAAGUUUCGUCCACGCCUGCAGCAGCUGGUAGCCACCAACUCCACUGAGUCAGUGGAGAGCUGUACUGAGAAAGCCUUCCGGCUCCUCCCGGAUGUAGCAGCCGCCAUAACUGAACUCAGCAAACUGAAAGCUGUGGGGCCAGCUACAGCAUCAGCAAUUUUAGCUGCAGGAGCUCCAGAAGCUGUGGCAUUUAUGGCUGAUGAGGCGAUGGAGUCCAUUCCGGGCCUUGCACCUGUUCAGUAUACGCUCAAGCACUACAUGCUGUACCUGGGCAAAAUUCAAAGCUGCGUUGAGAAGCUCAACAAAGCAGAUGCAGAGAAAACAUGGACGCCUCAGCAUGUGGAAAAGUGCCUCUGGGCUUGGGCUGUAGCUGAAAAACUACAGCUGCCAUUGUUGCAGAUGCUUGGUACAGAGAAGGAGAAAGGUGUGUGUGGCAAAGAAGCAGACGGAGAGCCCCGGCAGAAACGGAAGAGGAAAUGAAAAAUGCGUUGAAUGUAGUGAAUUCGGUUUUUUCUCUCCUCGAUGAUGCUGAAACUAUGCAGAGGGACACCUGAGCUCAAGGGUAAUGAUUUUGCAAGAAGCCUUUGCUUCUCUCAUGAUACAAAAACAUUGGCUUUUGGAGCUAACAGUGCGUGCCCUUUUGCAACGUGCCAGAACGGUGUAGGCCUUCUGAGCUGUGUCAGAGGCUGCUGCUGUUGUCUGUCUUUAUGAUGGCGCAGUACAGGGCAAGAUGGAAGCUGGCAUUAAAGUCUACUUCAUUCAUGCCAGGGGAACAAGGUAGAAGGAACCCCGUUGCUCUAGACUGACUGUGGGAUCCCAUUUUAGAAUAUUCUAUCCAUACUCUAAAAACUCCCUGCAAUCAGAAAACUAGUGGCCUGCCUCUUUCUUUAAGGUCUUCUGUUUGCAUGGAGUUAUUUUAUAGUGGCGCCGGGU